CCGUAAAGCCCGCAGCGAAGACGCAGCGGCGCCCGGCUCUGUUUCCCCGCUUUCCGUCCUGCACCUCCUCCACGCUGGGCAAGGAAGCGUCUCCGCGCCGGAUCGUCGCGCCGGGACCAGGUGAUUCUGACUUUCUGGAGACUGGAAGCCACCAUGCCACAGCCCAUACCUCUGGUGGACUCGUCAUGGCAAGUAAACCCAGCCGCCUUGAAGCUGCUCGGAAGCCUCUCCGGCCCCCCCUGUGUGGUGGGUAUCUUUGGACCGAAGGGCACGGGGAAAUCUUUCCUCUUGGGCCAGCUGGCAGGGCAGGAGAACGGCUUUGGCCCCAUGCCAGGAAUAUGGAUCCAGCAGCUGGCUCAUCCGACAAAACCAGAAAAAAACCUCAUUUUACUGGACACAGAAGGUUUUCCAGAGAAGAUGGACAAAGGUGAUGAUAACCUUUUUUCCAACUUCUUCUGCUUAAAUGCCUUGCUCUGCGACCUCCUGAUAUAUAACACCAAAUGUGAUGAAGAUCCCCAGAAAGAGUUGGAAAAACUUUCCUAUGUGACACAGCUGGCAGAUAAAAUCCUCGUCUCUGAGGAUGAUCCUUUGGAGAACAGCAGCUUGCUCCCUGGCGUCCUUCCUGAGUUUGUUUGGUGCCUUUGCAAUGUGUCUUCUGACUCAGUUUGGGACGAUAUGUUCCAACUCACAAACAACAGCAUGGAUAGCUUCCUUUUUUCCCUUGCAGCUUUGAAGGCAGAGACGCCGAUUGACUGCAUACAGAAGCUCUUCCCCUCUCGGAAGGCAUUCUGCUUUCGCUGUCCUCAGGUGAAUGAAGAGGAUUGGGGGCUCUUCCCACCAGACUCACUGCAUCCCGUGUUCCAGAAGCAGUUUCGAGCAUUUAAUGACUAUAUCCUGAGCAAAGAGCCGAAGAUAAAUGUCAGUGGUAAAGUUUUGUCUCAUAAGCUGGACCUGUUUGUGGAUGCCUUAUCAAAGGAUAAGCCUAUCCUUCUCAGCCAGAUCUCGGAAACUCUCCAAGGAGUAAUCCAGUGGAAUGCCUGUGAGAGCCUUACAGACGCCAUGAAGAAUUUUGCCUUGGAAGCCCCAGAAGAAGAUGAGCCCUUUGAGGGGGAACACAAGUCCAGAGAAGCAUCUCCAUUUCAAGUGCUACCAUCCUGGGAUCCAGCAAGUAUCAUGAAAGGGCCAAUGUGCCUGAUAGAGAACAAGCCCAAUGAGCAGCUGCAAAUCAAUCUGGAUGCCUUACAACUUCUGCAAAGCAUUGGGCAGCCUGUGAUGGUGGUGGCCAUUGUGGGGCUGUACCGCACUGGCAAAUCUUAUCUCAUGAACAGGCUGGCAGGAAAGGUGAAAGGAGGUUUCUCACUAGGUGCCACAGUACAAUCCCACACCAAAGGUAUCUGGAUGUGGUGUCUUCCACAUCCCUUAAAGCCUGACCAUACCCUGGUGCUCUUGGAUACGGAAGGUCUAGGUGAUGUUGAGAAGAGCAAUACAAAGAACGACGCAUGGAUCUUUGUACUCUCCAUCCUGCUGAGUAGCACUUUCAUUUUCAACAGCAUGGGAACCAUUAACCACUACGAUUUGGAACAACUGCACUAUGUGGCUGAACUCACUAAGCAUAUCAAGGUGAAGUCCUCUCCCCAGCAAGAUGGGGAAAGGAACGAUGGUCCCCCCGAUGACUUCACCUUUUUUUUCCCUGCCUUCAUUUGGGUGGUGCGUGAUUUUUGGUUGCAGCUGAAGUUGGCGGAUGGGCGCUCGAUCUCUGAAGAUGAGUACCUGGAAUUAGCCUUGGAAAGACAGAACGAUAUUCCAGAGAAUCAGGCCAAGAUUCAGGAGUACAUACGGCAGUAUUUCCCUCGCCGUAAGUGCUUCGUGUUUGACCGCCCAGCCUCCCGACGAGAUCUGCUGCACCUUGAGACUCUGGAUGAGUCGAAGCUGAAACCCGAGUUCCUGGAGCAAGCACACCACUUUUGCCGCUACAUCUAUCAAGAGGCCCAGCCCAAAACUAUCCAGGGAGGAUACGUGGUCACUGGGACACUGUUGGGGAGCCUGGCAGUGACCUAUGUGGAUGCCAUUCGGAGUGGGGCCAUCCCUUGCAUUGAGAACGCGGUGCUGGCGUUGGCUCAGAUAGAGAACUCGGCUGCUGUGAAUGACGCCCUCAGAUGCUACGAGAACAUGCUUUUUGUAGAUCUGCCCACAGAAGAUCUUAAUGAAUUGUUUUCCAUGCAUGCCUACUGUGAGAGUGCAGCCAUUCAGGAGUUCUUAGCUCGUUCCUUCCACGACAAGGAUCAAGAGUACCAGAAGCAAUUGCAGAACCAGCUGCAAUCCAAACUUGAAGAUCUCUGCCUUCAGAACCAGCAGGAGUCUAUGAGCCGUUGUCAGGCUGUGCUCCAGGAAUUGUUCCAGGAGCUGGAAAUGAAGAUCAACAGUGGGAGCUACUUAGUGCCCGGUGGCUACCAACACUUCCUGGAUGACCAGCAGGAAUUAGUGGAGAGGUAUCACACGGUACCUAAGAAAGGACCAAUGGCUCAGUUGGCCCUGCAAGACUUGUUGACAUCUAAGGAGCUAGAAGGACAAUCCAUUUUGCAUGCUGAUCAGACUCUCACAGAGCAGGCAAAGGCGAUUGCAGCCAAGGAAGCUGAGGCUGAGGCCUCUAUGCGGGCAAUUCAGCUGCAGAGAGAAAUUCAGCAACAGAUAGAGCAGACGGCCAGGGAAAACGAACGGAGUUUUAAGGAGCACAAAAAGCAGCUGUUGGACAAAAUGGAGGCAGAGAGGAGGAAGACCACGACUCAGUAUGAGGCGCUCCUGAACCAGAAGAUCCAGGAGAUGACAAGGCUUCAUGAACAACAGCGUCAGCAGGAAGUCCGGAAUCUUCAGGAUGAGAUCCAGAAACUGCACUCUGAGAUUAGUCAAAACUCAGGAAGAGAAGACCCUGGACCGUGUGUGUUGUUGUGAAGGUGGCACCUCAGAAAAGCUUUGAGAAACAGACAGGGACUCCUGAGUGCAGCUGGGACAAAAUGGGUGGGAAGUGAAGAGAAAUAUCCAGGAUAACAGAAUCUGUCUGGAAGAGAAGUUUGGACAAUCCUUGUAUUGCCGGAGUGGAAAUUCUGUAGCUUGUGGCCCAUCUAUGCCCUUCUGAACCUCAUUUGCAGCUCCCAAAGGUCUCAGACUGGCAGAGCUGGACAUUUUUUGUUUUUUUGAGUUGGGGGUUAAAGGAUAAAAUAGCAUCCUUUCAAGGCUCAAAACUACCCCUGCCAAAAAUGGGGCUAUGUUUUCCCCCUGAGGGGGGUUGUUAAGAGGC
Candoia aspera is the source of this 3295-nucleotide messenger RNA. RefSeq names its product guanylate-binding protein 1-like. The transcript is spliced from 18 exons. Gene Ontology annotation, molecular function: GTP binding; GTPase activity. The record is from RefSeq and is a predicted model, not a curated record. NCBI's taxonomy places the organism in Eukaryota, Metazoa, Chordata, Lepidosauria, Squamata, Candoiidae. The coding region runs from base 154 to 2949 and encodes 931 amino acids.